CUUUAGAGAGAGAGAGAGAGAGAGAGAGAGAGAGAGAGAUGGAAGAUGAGACAAAGUCGAGAUUCAAGAGGAUCUGUGUCUUCUGUGGGAGCAGUUCGGGCAAAAAACCCUCCUAUCAAGAAGCUGCCAUUCAAUUGGGCAAUGAAUUGGUGGAAAGAAGAAUUGAUUUGGUAUACGGAGGUGGGAGCGUGGGGCUCAUGGGACUCGUCUCUCAGGCCGUUCAUCAUGGUGGUCGCCAUGUCCUAGGGGUCAUUCCCAAAACCUUGAUGCCAAGAGAGAUAACCGGGGAGACCGUCGGAGAAGUCAAAGCCGUUGCGGAUAUGCAUCAAAGGAAAGCCGAAAUGGCCCGUCAAGCUGAUGCCUUUAUUGCCCUUCCUGGUGGAUAUGGAACCCUUGAAGAGCUGCUCGAAGUCAUUACGUGGGCUCAACUUGGUAUCCAUCGCAAACCUGUAGGUCUUCUCAACGUCGAUGAAUAUUACGAUUCGUUGUUAUCGUUCAUCGACAAGGCCGUCGACGAAGGUUUUAUUUCGCCCACCGCUCGUAGAAUCAUCGUCUCUGCUCCGACCGCCAAAGAAUUGGUCAGAAAACUAGAGAAAUAUGAACCGGAGUACGAUGAGGUAACGUCGAAGUUGGUAUGGGAUGAAGUGGACCGGAUAAAUUACGUACCGGGAUCGGAGUGUACGGAGGGACUGGAUCGACGAAAGAAAAACAUUUUGGGGAAUGAGAAAGAAAAUGGAAAUGUAGGGGCUGUUUUAUAAUAUUGGUCUUUUUGGUGGUCAGUCUGUGAGUGAAACCAUAUGUUACUUGGUGAUCAUCAGUUCCAUUCCAUGCAUUCGUCUCGACAUUUUGGUUCUGCAUAAAGUUUUUAAAAAAAAAGAGAGUGAAAGCUUUUUUUUGCUUGAAUGUGAAAAAAUUACAGUCGAUCAGUAAAAAAUGCGGUGUUUUUUACUGUAAUUUUUUGGAAAAUACAAAUCACAUUCAGGCAAAAAAAAGAAAUUAUAAUUUUUUUUUUCUGUUUUUUUCAACAUUAGAGAGCGAACGUUGCCGCACACACGGGGUGGAUAUUAUAUAAAAUAAAAUUAUUCAGUUUUUAGAUAUGUCGUAAGAAGGAACAACAAAUACAUGUCUGGAUUGGAAUU
Messenger RNA from Tarenaya hassleriana, 1139 nucleotides. RefSeq names its product cytokinin riboside 5'-monophosphate phosphoribohydrolase LOG7-like. Bases 39 to 758 code for a protein of 239 amino acids. Gene Ontology annotation, cellular component: nucleus; cytosol. The record is from RefSeq and is a predicted model, not a curated record. Gene Ontology annotation, molecular function: hydrolase activity, hydrolyzing N-glycosyl compounds. Gene Ontology annotation, biological process: cytokinin biosynthetic process. Lineage: Eukaryota; Viridiplantae; Streptophyta; Magnoliopsida; Brassicales; Cleomaceae. The transcript has 8 exons.